GGGCCCCGGGAGGCCCUGCUGGCCGCCGGCGCCGCAGAGCGCCUGGCGGCGCUGGCGGCGGCGGGCGCGCCCCGCGGCGCCGCGGCCGCGGCCCAUCAUCGGGGGCCCCCCGACGGUGUGGUAACCGCACCGCGUGGUUUUGUCCAUGGGGAGUCCUGCAGCGCGUUGGUCUACGCGGUCGCGCUGGAGGCUUCGGGCUUCGAGGUCCGCCCUGGGCAGCGGUGGCGGCGUUCGAGGAGAGGCGUGUUUCCGCGGCGUGCGCCUGCCACGCGCCGGGGGCGCUGGCGGCGGGGCGGGGUGCCUCGGGGCCGUGCCCUUUGGUGCUGCCACGGGGCCGAGGCGGUGGGUGCCCCGUGCCCGAGCGCCGGCAAGCGGGGCGAAAGCAAACGGGGCGAAAGCAAACGGGGCGAAAAUUCGGUCUAA
Molecule: messenger RNA, 423 nt
Organism: Prorocentrum cordatum
Lineage: Eukaryota; Dinophyceae; Prorocentrales; Prorocentraceae
Source: the annotation of a GenBank genome assembly